AUGUGGCCCAGAGGCCUGGAGAGUUGCGCGUGCCGCCUCGCGGCCCCGCGCUCCCGACACUCCUCUUCUGUCUCUGGGUCUGACCCCGACCCCGCUGUUCCUAUCCCUGCUGCCUCUGAGUCUGUCCUCGGCGCCGGCCCUCCCCUCGCUGACUCUGACUCCUGCCCUGGCAGCCCCGCUGACUCUGACUCUCGCCCUGACGGCCCCGCUGACUCUGACUCCGACUCUACCGGCCCUCCCCCUGCUGACUCUAACUCUAGCCCCGGUUGCUCCGCUGCUCCUCACUCCGCCUCCGGCCGUGACGUCCAGCAUAAGCGUGGCCGCUGCUCCUCCUCUUCGUCAGCUGCCUCCUCGACUGAGGGCUUGCCUUCUGAUGAGCCCGCCGACCCCUCUGCUUCUCGGGCGUGUAAGUCGCGGAGAGUUCAUGAUCGAAUGGAGGACUCUGAGUCGGGGUCAAGCUUGACAUCUUCAUCUGAGUCAGAGGUUUUCGUAAAUGUCCUCGACGAGGAGACUGCUCCUUCACCCCACGCGCCCCCCAUCAACAACCCUGCGGGUGAUGACGGCUGGCAGACGGCAGGCUCCAAGAGGCAACGUCGCUCCUUCCUGGAUGAUUCUGCCUUGUCCGCCGGCGCUUCUACCUCGCUGCCCCCUCGGCACCCCUCUCGCCCCCAGUCACUUCUGCCCCCGCCACCUCGGACUAUGAACGCCCCUGCUGCUGCUCAACCCGCUUCGCUGCCGAAGCUGCUCAUUCCGGCGACUGUCGGCUUCGAAACGACCCUCGACCUCGCCGAGGCACUGGAGCAGCAGCUGGGCGAACGCCUCUCCCUCAAGUGCCCAGCACAACACCCUGCUCGCGGUGAGGGAGGUAUCCGGCGUCCCUGUGCAGCUGAGGGUGGCCCCUGGGCGAACACCAAGGGCGUGCUGCUAGCAUACCCUGUUGCCAUGCCCCUCAGGCCACUGUUGCGCCAUCCACGCGUGUUGGAGGCAGUGCGCUGCACUACCCGGGACGGACCGACGCGCCAGGUAUUUGUCACGGUCGCGGGGCCGCUGCCGGGCUCGUUGGACCUGGGGAGCUGGGGGACCUUCUACACGCGCCCCUACAGCAAGGAACCCCUCAGGUGCUACAAUUGCCAGCAGUUCGGCCACCACCGGGCCAGGUGCAGCCGUCCCCCGGUCUGCGGCAUAUGCUCUGCCAGUCACGACACGGAGCGGUGCCUGUCAAAGCGAGAGCUGGUCGACAAACAGCGCACUGUCGAACAGCGCUGGGUCGUCACUCAUCGCCCUGCUCCUCUCGGCACAUUCCGCUGGGGCGCCCAGCAGCCCCCAGCGUCCACGGCUGCUCCAACGCCCCGCCUCUCCCAGGUUGCCCACCAGCCAUCUCUUGCACCCCCUUCACCACCUCCGUACGAGGAGAGCUUCCCUCCCCUUACCCCACGCCAUCUGUCACCGCCUCCGCCGGCCCAACUCACAGCUCCCCAAGCGCCCAACGCCAGUCGCCAGUCCCGCCCCCUCACUACAGCAACUCCCACUGCCGCCCCUCCCGGCUGUCUCCUCAUCACACGGGAGAUGAUGGUGGGCCUCUUGGAGGGCUUCGGGCGGAUUAUCGCAACGGCACUCAAGUCGGACGUCGAGCCGAGAGUGUUCUCGGACGCAGCGCAGCAGGUGGUGGGCAAUCUCUUCCCGGAAACGCCGGCCCAGCAAGCUGUCGUACCUCCUGUGCGGGCUCCUUCCCCCGGCGGGCCAUCAUCAACCCCACCUACGCCGACCCCUCGUGCUCUGAAGACCCCCCUUCCACCUCCUCCUGCCCUCGUGCACGCGAGCAGCUCCGCACCCCUCCCAACUCCUCCGUCCGUUGCAACCAGCCAGCGCUAUCCGUUGGUGGCACCGCCCCCUGCUCCCACCUCCCUGAACGCGGGCGGGCUACCGACCCGGUCAGUGAUGGACCGGUACGGGCGCUCCAGGAAGCUGUCCGUGUAA
Messenger RNA from Eriocheir sinensis (Chinese mitten crab), 1977 nucleotides. RefSeq names its product proline-rich protein 36-like. The coding region runs from base 1 to 1977 and encodes 658 amino acids. The transcript has 3 exons. The record is from RefSeq and is a predicted model, not a curated record. Lineage: Eukaryota; Metazoa; Arthropoda; Malacostraca; Decapoda; Varunidae.